GUAUACACCUGAUGAGGCUCGUGCCCUAAAGGCUUAUAAGGAGCUCCCCCCUAAUGCAAAAAUAAAUGAGACAGAUAAUUUUGGAGACGAUGAGUGUGGGGGUGGUGGGAUCGAGUUCCAGGAAUCGGGAUCGGGAUCGGGAUCGGGAUCGGGAUCGGGAUCCGAUUCUGAUGAUCAACAUGAUACACAAGAACUUGAUGUUGAUGAUAUAUAA
This is a messenger RNA of Eimeria maxima, 214 nucleotides long. Its product is annotated as eukaryotic translation initiation factor 1A, putative. The record is from RefSeq and is a predicted model, not a curated record. Lineage: Eukaryota; Apicomplexa; Conoidasida; Eucoccidiorida; Eimeriidae. The annotation marks the transcript as partial. The transcript is spliced from 2 exons.